Spodoptera litura is the source of this 1375-nucleotide messenger RNA. Its product is annotated as glycine N-methyltransferase. Gene Ontology annotation, biological process: protein homotetramerization; S-adenosylmethionine metabolic process; regulation of gluconeogenesis. The record is from RefSeq and is a predicted model, not a curated record. NCBI's taxonomy places the organism in Eukaryota, Metazoa, Arthropoda, Insecta, Lepidoptera, Noctuidae. Gene Ontology annotation, cellular component: cytosol. Gene Ontology annotation, molecular function: glycine binding; identical protein binding; glycine N-methyltransferase activity.
GGUUAUAUUUCGCGACGUGUGAGCAACGCAACCAGUCGCAUUCGCAGCGUCCGCACGACCACUGCGUACGGCCUUGUGACCAAUAAACACGCGAAUAUUAUCGUAAAAUAAGAAAUACAUCAAUAUAAAGUGCCCAGUUCUCAAUUACCGAACGACUGAUAUUUUUUGUUUGAAGUUUAAAACAGUAAAUCAUGUCUGCUGAUCAAGUGUUCCACUCAAGAUCUGAAGGUAUACCUUCCGAGGGAGUAAAGGAUCAGUAUGCAGAUGGAAAGGCAGCCAGGACAUGGAACAAAUUCAUUGGAGACAGCAACGAGAGGACACAGAAUUAUAAGGACUUCUUGAUUGGACUCCUCAGGAAAAAUGGUUGCAAGAAAAUCUUGGACACAGCUUGCGGAACUGGGAUAGACUCCAUGAUGCUGGUAAAUGAAGGCUUCAAGGUGGUGUCAGUGGACGCCUCAGACAAGAUGUUGAAGCACGCUCUCAAGGCGCGAUGGGAGAGGAGAAAAGACUCGAAGUACGAUGAGUGGAUCAUCGAAGAAGCUAACUGGGAGACUUUACCCCGGGACAUUGAAGCUUUCCUACCCAACACACAAUUUGACGCCGUCAUCUGCCUAGGAAACUCCUUCGCCCAUCUUCUAGAUGAGUACGGCGACCAAAGGAUGCAGAAAAUGUGCUUAAGGAACUUCGCUAAAUGUCUGAAACCUGGCGGUCUGUUAUUCAUUGACCACAGGAAUUACGAUGCCAUUAUCGAUAGUGGCGCCACACCUGGACACUCUAUUUAUUACAAUUGCAAAUACCCAGUGGACAUCAAAACAUCGGUGUUAGUCGUGGGCGGCAAGGCUCAGCUGGUCGCGUUAGAUUACUGCAUCAACGACGACGCCAACAGCGAGAAGAGCGAAUUCCGUCUGUGCUACUUCCCUCACAAACUGGACAAGUUCACCGCAAUGCUGGAUGAGGCAUUCGAUAACCGCGCCAAACACGAAAUCUACGCCGACUUCAAGCCAAUGAGCGCAGUCCCAGUACCCAGCUUUUAUAUUCACGUGUUAGAAAAAGCUUGAGAUUGAUAGAUAAAAUCUAAAAUAGUAAUAAAUUGUUAUAAUUUUUUACCUACAUUUUUUAUUCCAAUUUUAUAUAGAAAACCAAAUUAAGGCGAGGUCAUAUCUAGUGUUUUUAAUCUGUACCAAUUUAUAUAAUGCUUAAAAAGCAAUAUAAUUUAUUGUAAAAUUGUUCCAAAUUAAUAUUGUUGUGAGAGUACAAAAUUAAUUGUCUAAUAGUUAGGUAUAACUUUUAGAUUUAAUCUAAAAUGUUAAGAGUGACAUUACUUUGUAGACUACAAAUGACAAAUGUGAUGAAAUAAAAAUUGUUAAGUUGUUUA